AAGAGCGUCAGCAGUAGAGAAGCAGUGAGUGAGUGACAUUGACUCCGCGAGGAAACACUCGAAUCGAUCGACGACCCCGCGAAUUUCUACGAGAAGAGUUUUUUUUUAAGUUGAGUUUUUUUUAAUUUUUAGGGAGUUUUAGUUUUGUUUGUUGAUAAGGAACUAGAGCGGGCAUGCGCCUAAUACACUUGAUCCUACUUGGCAUAUUAUUGACCAUAUGCCAGGCAGGUGACGAAGGAAAUGACACUGAAAGCGAUACUUCCAGGAAAAUCCUCGGAUCCAGUGUGGUGACAUCGGUCUCAGUGAUCAUGGACACCGGAAACAAAAAAAACACGAUCUUCACAGACGCGGUAGGAAAACCCCAAUCGAAACCGUCCAACCCUUCGGAACUCGCUAGUCCCAUCGACCUACUAAACCCCGAUCGUUACGAGUUCUACACUUUUGACGAUAACGGCGAUCUAGUGAAACGUCUGAUGUCCUUAGAGGAGAUCAAAAGUAUCAUCGCCACCGGAGACAACGAAGAUUUCGACCUGGACUCGUUCACCUCCCAAGGGUUUCUACCGGAGAAACGGGUCAGUGACGUGGUGAACAACGUCCAAAACGUCCUCAAGGAAGAAAUGGAAAUCUUAAAAGACCCAAUAGCCAAACCGAUAUUCGAUACACCGGACGUGAGCGACUCUUGGAGCAUGAUUCUACCGGCGGUUUUCGGUAACUCCGGAGAGGACAUUAAGCCGGAGAAACCGGUGGUGGCUGUCACCCCUGACACAUUCCUAGUAGAACCGGCGACUACUACCAAAAAACCUUUGAUGGUGACUCCGAUUUAUUACAGCAGCACUUCAUUAACAUCGGCGGCGCCAAAACCUUCGUUGGACGUGGAAAUUAUAUCCAACAGUGGUUCAAACAAUUACGAAAAAACUACAACGACUGAAACGCCCACGAGACCCCCGAUAGUUCAUUCGACUCCUCCUCCAUUUAUUAGAGAUAGCACCACAUCGAAGGCAACAGCAAAACCGAAUAUAUUCGGAUUGCCUCCCCAUAUGGAUCCUGACCAUUUAAGUGACUAUAGGAGGACAACUAGUUUGCCUAGACCAAGCACACUAGCUGGAUCCAAUAUAUUUGGAUUCCCCACUAAGACUGAUGAUAAAAUAGUCGAGUCGAAACCGGUGACAAACAUAUUAGGCUUCCCCGAGUCUAGUGAGCAGAGCAGCACGUUGAAAGUGACUAAGAAGCCAUCGGGAGUGGUUACUUUGGGCGUUCCAGCACCUACAGAAGAAAUUAUGACGACUCAUUCAAGCCAAAGCACAAUAUCUGGAUAUCAGGAGCAAAUGUCCAGUAAGGAGCCUCUUUUCACCCUGAUGGGACUCACCAAGUCUCCUGGAUUAGUAACGACUCCCGAAGCAACAGGUUUUACGCAAAUAAUGACGUCUAGGCCAAGCAAAAGACCUGCUAGUUCCAGCUUCACUUCUUCAAUAACUACUUCUCGGCCAAGUCAAGGACCCACCACUUCAACUGCAAGUUUCACUUCUUCACCUGAAGCAUCAACAACUACUGUUAGGCCCAGUAAAAGACCUGCUACUUUAAGUUCAAGCUUCACUGCCUCAUCUGAAGCAUCACUAUCAACUACUUUUGGACCAAGUAGAAGACCUGCCACGUCAGGUUCUUCAAGCUUCACUUCUUCACUUGUAUCAACUACUUCUGCUCCCACUAAAAGACCUGCUACGUCAAGUUUUUCUUCUCCUUCUACAGUAUUCACAAGUGAAACUUCUUCCCUGGCACCGUCAGUUCCAUCUUCGACCCUAUCAGGAUCUGCGGUAUCAAAGAUAAGCGUUUCUCCUCACCUAGGCACCUCUAGUGUGGUACUUUCCGAAGCCACCACUUCUAAGCCGUCCACGUGGGUUCCGACUGCCGAAGAUUCUCAACUGUUUAGCAUAUUUAAAGAAGUUUUGUCCCAGGGAGUGACCACUGAGAAAAUCAGAAGAACUACUGUGACUGAUAGAGUAACUACUUUGCCUCCAAUCCUGAAUUCUUUGAGCGAGAACCAGAAACUGUCCGCCUCCGAGCUUUUGGAUCAGCUGCUCCUCACCACGAACAUUUACGAAAUUAAUACUGAGCUCGCUAAGCAGAACUUUACCGGUGAAGCUUUGACAACUACUACAGAAAGCGAGCGGGACUCUUAUUCACCCACCACCGACAUCACUUUGAUACAGAGCAUCGAGCAAUUGCUCUCACAGGCUGUGGGGGACGUACAGGCAAUCGUAAACUUGACCACCGAGCAACCACCUUUGGGCAAAGAAAGCGAACCGCUAGAAGCUGAUAUUACCACAAGCAACACUGACAUUGACUUAAUUUCUACUACUUUAAAUGAUGAAACCACUUCUAGUCAAGUGGAUAUGGAUGAAAACUAUUUAAAUACUGAAACGACUGUGGUGCCUACUACCACGGAGUCUGCUACAGUUUACUAUGUGAUUAGGAGGGAGCCCAGUACUGCUGCAACAAAUUUAAUUAAUGCCACUUUGGUCAGUAAGCCUGCUAAAGCUGACUUAACUUUGGAACAAGAAGUUUUAGCAGAGGAGUUAAAACAGUUUACUGCCACAGACCAGAACAUUACUCCGACGGAGCCGCUGCCAGAAAAAACUGAAACAGUGGAAGUGGUUUUGAAUUCCACUACAGAGAGUGCUACCGAGGUUACUACCCAAGAAGAGCUCACAACUGUUCAAGAGGAAACAACCACUGCUACUACUGAAACACUUCUGCCUUCAACCGAUACCGAGGAGAACUUGAUCAUUCAGAGCACCACUAAAGCGGAAACCAUCAAAAACGGCCCUAGGCCCUCCAUAGUGAUCAAUGUAAACCCCAACGGAACAAUCGUUACGGAAAAUGGAAAACUGGUGGCGAACAAGACGACUACUAACUCCACCCAGCAAGAUCAUGCUUGGACUCUGGUUUCGACUGUGGCUCCCCAACAAAACCCACCUCCAUCGACUCAACAAUAUCCAGUUGAAAAACCCGCUGCCCCAGUGGACCUGGUGCCGAAACCCAUGCAAGGAUUCGGUUUGGAAGACACCACUUCCACCCUGGACGUGGACGUUCACCAAUUCAUCCAGUUGUGUAACGAGUUGGCGUUCGGGUUCUGGAAAACGGUCACGACCGGUUUGAGUUCGGCCAGAAGUAUUUUUGUGUCACCUUUUGCUGCCACUUCUAUGCUGGCCAUGGUGUUCUUGGGGGCGAAAGGGGCCACGUCGGAGGAAAUGAACGAGAUCUUAAAGUUGGACGAUAUGGUCACUUUUAAUCCCCAUUUGACGUUUAAGGGUGUAAGUGAGUCAAUCGUGGCUGAGCCCAAGAGUGGGGUGGCCACCACCGUGAUGAUCCGUGAGUUGUUUAGUGAUAGAAGCAAAGGGAAACUGUUGGAUUUUUAUAAGAAUCGCGUGAAGGCUUUCUACGACGGGUACGUGGAGGAGGUGAGCUAUAGGGAGAUCGGAGAUGUGAUCAGACGAAGAUCGAACCUGCUGGUGAAGAAGUACUCCGGGGGGAAGUACCAGCAAUUUAUUAAGGAUUCUUUGGUGGUGGCCAGGGCGCCACUGAGCGGAGUUGCCAUUAACAUUUUUGAGACUGACUGCUCGGAAACUUCGAGGGAAGGCAGGGAUGGCGAGAUGCACUUUAUCGUGUAUCCCUCGAUAAAGCAGCGCCGCCUGGUGCCGAUUCCAGCGGUCGUGUAUAAAACUGGAUUUUUGGCUGGCUACGAGCCGAGUCUGGAUGCUACCGCUGUAGCUGUUGGCCAUAAGGAUCAAACUGUUAGCACCAUCUUUGUGGUGCCGGGGCAACAAGGGAUUUCCAGUUCCGGGGAUGGGUUGAUCCGCUUGGAAAAGAGGCUUGUGGAAAGUUCUUUUAAAAAAGGUGCUUGGUCUAGAUUACUUCGCUCGUUAAUCCCACGGCCAGGCCUAGAAGUCCAAAUUCCCAGAUUCUCCCAUCGUUCGGUUAUUAAUGCCACCACCACCCUGCAACGGAUGGGCCUACACGAGCUUUUUAACCCGGAUAGUGCCGAUCUCAGGGGGUUAAACGGGGUGGCGAACGAGCUCCAUUUGGCCGACGUGUUGCAAAUCAACAAAUUCACCACUUGCGGAGAUGUUAAGGGUGACGAUGCGCAUCAUUCUGAGGUUUAUCCCGCCACCACCAUGAGAGCCAGGUCCUCGCGCAGGUUAAGAUUCCCCAGUUCCGACCAAUCGGAAGAACCGCGGGACUACCAAAGGGCGUUCCACGACCCUUUGCACGACCCGACGUUACUCGAUUUGCCUUUGUCCCUUAGGCCCCGACAGGCGAGGAUACCCGAGGUGCCCCGACUACGGUUCGACCGGCCCUUUUUGUACUUUGUCCGCCAUAAUCCCACCGGGUUGAUUUUGCACAUGGGCCGGUUUAAUCCCCGUCUGUUGCCCUGAAUGGACUUAUGAUAUAUUUUUUUUAUUUAAAAUAAGACUGUAACAUAUAUAUAUGCGUACUUAAUUUAUAGUUGUAGUAAGGGAAAAAUGCUGUUUUUUUUUCGUUGGGGGGGAGAUCAGACGGACUGAUCAGGUUCCAGGAAGUUUCUUUAGUUAAUAAAUUAAGUUAAGUAAGUUUUAAAUUAAUUAUUAUUGUUAAUAAGGGGAUAACCUUAGCCAAAAGUGAUGCUAACAGCUUUCGAGGUUAAUUGGUUGAGAAGAUUGAUUACACAUGUGAUUUUGUACAAAUGAUAGAAAUUAAUGUUAAAUCAAAAUUUUUUAAUGAUUUCAGUAUUAUGUGGAAUAAGUGUAAUUUAUUUUUAAUAAAUUCCUAAAAAAAAGUA
Molecule: messenger RNA, 4816 nt
Organism: Anthonomus grandis grandis
Lineage: Eukaryota; Metazoa; Arthropoda; Insecta; Coleoptera; Curculionidae
Product: mucin-5AC
Exons: 6
Coding region: 174-4433 (1419 amino acids)
Molecular function (GO): serine-type endopeptidase inhibitor activity
Source: RefSeq, a predicted model, not a curated record